GCCUACUAGUUCGACAGCACUCCGUCCAACGCAGGUCGCUUCAUCUGGAUGACAAUAACCCUUCCUCUACACACGGGAUACACAAGAUGUUGUGCAGUGAUUGCAGUGAGUACCAUCAGCUACGUCUGUGCGCUUCCUAGGACAAGCUCUUUUAUCGAAGCACGAACCACUUAUGACCGCACGGAUGGGCCUUUUGCACAGCGAAAGAUCCGAUAGCUCUCGGCGGAUCGGCAGCACUAUCACACUAUGGCUUGCAGGAUGAAUGGUCGCCGCAAUCGAUCCUGGUGGCCUUGAUAACGAAGAGGUUAAUGGCUCAAGCAGCUUUCUUUCUUCAGCUGGGUUGAUGAACUGUUCACGAGUGCACGGUCUCUUAAAACCAGGGCUUCAAUGCGCACAGGCUCAUCUCAGUGGAGCUUUCACGUACUGGGCUGUUCUCAUAUGGCUUUCGAUUCACUCAAUCUCAUGCAGCCCCGGCAAUGUUCCAUUCUGCAAGACGUACUGACUGGCUAGACUCAUCACCAAUCGAGACAAGUAAGAAAGCAAAGAUGGCGCUUUGUACAUCGCUUCUCGGUGAUAUAAACACGGCUCGACCCCAGGGUCUCUCUGUCCAUCACUGAUGUACAUCAAGGUUCUCUAGCCGACUUUCAUUCCAUUCGCACACAAUGGCAUACAAGAAAAGAUUCCACUUUGGCCGCACAGGAGCGGUGAUGGGUUUCCUGCCCGAGGUUCAUCGAAACAAUCUAACCGCAUUCAUUGCUGAGCUUGCUGGCACAUUCUUAUUCCUCUUCUUCGCGUUUGCCAUUGCCCAAGUGGCACAUACCCCUCCUCCAACGGAUGCGAAUGCUGCACCAGAUCUUCUCGUCGUCUUCUUCAUCGCCCUUGGGUUCGGCUGCUCUGUUGCCAUCAACGUUUGGCUCUUCUAUCGAGUGAGUGGAGGGAUGUUCAAUCCUGCGGUCACUCUGACGCUUUGUCUCAUUGGGGCUGUCCCAGCAUCAAGAGGUGCUGUCGUCUUCCUUGCACAAAUGUUAGGAGGAAUUGCUGCCGCAGGAGCCGUGUCUGCCACAUUGCCAGGCCCUAUGGCUGUCAACGUUCGACUUGGUGGUGACUGCUCCAUCGUUCGAGGCCUCUUCAUCGAAAUGUUCACAACACUGCAGUUGGCCUUCUCAGUCAUCAUGCUAGCAGCUGUCAAACACAAGGCCACGUUUCUCGCACCCAUAGGGAUUGGAAUUGCGCUUUUCAUUGGACAUAUGCUCAGUAUCUACUAUACCGGCGCCGGAAUCAAUCCUGCUCGCGCUUUCGGUCCGGAUGUGAUCACACAUAACUUUCCAGGAUACCAUUGGAUUUACUGGGUCGGGCCGUUGCUGGGAGCUCUGGUGGCGGCAUCAUUCUUUUAUCUUCUUCAAGCUCUCGAAUGGGACACCGCGAACCCUGGUCAGGACUACGAUGAUCUCGAGGUCCAGAUGAUGAUGCCUCAUAAAAAGACGGCGAGACCAAACGUCGCGCAUGCGCCUCCAAAUACAGGGUACCAUGUGGGAAGCACUUCGUCGGACAAGGAGGCAUUGGCACAGAGGGCGAGCCAUGGGACCCCUUCACCUUGAGCGAGAUACUUGCUUGAAACCUGUUUCCUGGCAGGGCCCAAUAUAACUAUACAUAUGCAGGCUGAAAAUGCUUACACGGAUGAAAAGCUUGUGUUGGUGCUGCUCGAGGAGAGAUGGACUUUGUUCACGCUAGGCGAAGACCGUUGAGCACUUCCUCAUAUGUAGUGUAAUGGAUUUUGCGAGAUUGAGCCCCGGAUAGGCAAGAAGUUAACACUUCCCUUUGCUGUAUGCUGUCAAGAUCACCAUGACUUGCGCAGAGAUGUGGAAGCGUGGGUCUGAGCAAGUGUCCGCGGCUUCGGUAGCACGGCCCGUCCUGACCUGAACCGGGAUCUCACAGACAUUUGCUACCUCGGUCC
This is a messenger RNA of Exophiala xenobiotica, 1954 nucleotides long. RefSeq lists its product as uncharacterized. The transcript has 3 exons. NCBI's taxonomy places the organism in Eukaryota, Fungi, Ascomycota, Eurotiomycetes, Chaetothyriales, Herpotrichiellaceae. The record is from RefSeq and is a predicted model, not a curated record. Gene Ontology annotation, cellular component: plasma membrane. Gene Ontology annotation, biological process: transmembrane transport. Gene Ontology annotation, molecular function: water channel activity. The coding region runs from base 663 to 1598 and encodes 311 amino acids.